Molecule: messenger RNA, 1129 nt
Organism: Malania oleifera
Lineage: Eukaryota; Viridiplantae; Streptophyta; Magnoliopsida; Santalales; Ximeniaceae
Product: probable transmembrane ascorbate ferrireductase 3
Exons: 4
Coding region: 284-964 (226 amino acids)
Molecular function (GO): oxidoreductase activity
Source: RefSeq, a predicted model, not a curated record
AUGGCUAUACACACACACACACACAUAUAAUAUAUAUAUAUAUAUAUAUAUAUAUAUAUAUAUAUAUAUAUAUAUAUGAACCCACAGAAUUGACUGCAUUGCUACUUUCACGACCAAAAGCAACGCUCCCGCAUACAUACAUAUAUUAACUUUGGCCGAUAGAUCUUCUCCAUCGAUCGCCAUCGUCAGCACCACAUCUUGCUUUCUUUCUUCCUUCUAGUAGUUUAAAUAUUUCAUUAACGUUAAUCUCCCAGCCCGUUCGUACGUAGGUAGGCCGGUGGCGAUGUACUCCAUCGAAACGACGACGGUGCACACAUAUCAACGGCCAUCCUCGGGCAUAACGGUGGUGGCGCACUUCUUCGGCCUCUUGGCUCUCACUCUCUUGCUUGUUUGGCUGUUGCAUUAUCGUGGGGGUCUGGACCUUGAUUCUGACAAUGCAGAUCGGGUUUUCAAUGUUCACCCGUUCCUUAUGUUCUUUGGAUUCAUUUUCACGGCUGGUGAAGGAAUGAUGGCAUUCAAGACGGUAGCGGCUGAAAGGAGAGUGAGAAAGUUCGUUCACAUGGGGGUUAACCUAAUAGCUAUUUGUUUGGGGAUUGUUGGGAUACAUGCUGUCUUCAAAUUCCAUGACAUGAAGAAUAUCGCGGAUAUGCAUAGCUUGCACUCCUGGAUAGGCAUCGCAACUUUUUGCCUCUUCAUCUUGCAGUGGCUGUUUGGAUUGGUGCUCUACAUGUUUCAAGCGGCUUCAGCGGCGACGAGGGCACGUGCGCUUCCGUGGCACGUGUGCGGGGGAAGGGCACUGCUGUACAUGGCAAUAUGCACGGCGGAGAGUGGGUUGAUGGAGGAAUUCACUUUUCUUCAACUCACUGAUCAACACGAAGCUCGUUUAAUCAACUGCGUUGGCCUCGCAAUCCUCCUCUUCGGCGUUUCCGUUGAUCUUUCCCUUGUUCUCGGCCGCUACGCUUAAUUAUUCUAUUUCUACACCUAAAUAUUUAUAUAUAUUGAGUUGUGAGUUGUGAUGUUUGCAAUUUAUUUAUUUAUUUAUUUAUUAUCAUUAUUAUUUUAUUUUUAAUUUUUACAUUGAACUUGAAUAAGAUGGAUCGAUCUAAUAUAUAUAUAUCACCCUUCCUUA